This is a messenger RNA of Spathaspora passalidarum NRRL Y-27907, 2106 nucleotides long. RefSeq lists its product as uncharacterized. The record is from RefSeq and is a predicted model, not a curated record. Gene Ontology annotation, molecular function: protein binding. The coding region runs from base 1 to 2106 and encodes 701 amino acids. NCBI's taxonomy places the organism in Eukaryota, Fungi, Ascomycota, Pichiomycetes, Serinales, Debaryomycetaceae. Gene Ontology annotation, cellular component: Prp19 complex; precatalytic spliceosome; U2-type catalytic step 2 spliceosome. Gene Ontology annotation, biological process: spliceosomal complex assembly; mRNA splicing, via spliceosome. The transcript has a single exon.
AUGGACGCGGCUGAGGCUAUACCGCCUAAUCAAAUAACAAGCAAGGGGAUCCUUCAGGAAGCGUACAAGCAGAAGGAAUCCAAAUUCACCCGGCCACAGCAAACAAUUCAAGAUCUUGAUGAACUACAAUCGUUCCAACAAGCAAAACGUAAAGAAUACGAACAACAACUAAACAAGAACCGAUUAAACUACGGCGAAUGGCUCAGGUAUGCUCGCUGGGAAGUGCAGCACAAUCACGAUUUCCCUCGUGCUCGGUCUAUAAUGGAACGAGCAUUGGAUGUCAAUAAUCAACAUGUGCCGUUCUGGGUGCUGUAUAUUCAAUUGGAAUUGUCCCACAAGAAUAUCAAUCACGCCCGGAAUUUACUUGACCGUGCCGUGAAAAUACUACCUCGAGUUAAUAAAUUGUGGUUUCUUUACGUUCAAACUGAGGAAUCGUUAAAGAAUUACCAUGUGGUGAGAAAUGUGUUUGAACGUUGGUUACGAUGGCAUCCGGAGCCAGCAGCUUGGGAUGCGUAUGUCUCGUUUGAAUCAAGGUAUGAAGAGUACGAUAAUGUCCGUAAUAUUUUCAUAAGAUACAUUCAGGAAUACCCUAAAGGGGAAACGUGGAACAAGUGGGUGGAUUUCGAAUUAGAAAACUCAGUUGAAAAUGUAAAUUCUAUACGAGCAGUGUUUGAAUCGGCGGUGGACACAUUGCUAGUUAGAGUCGAUGAAAAUGACCCUUACUUGCCAGUAAUCAUAUCUAGAUGGGCUGAUUGGGAAGUCUCAUGCGAUGAACUUGAAAGAGCAAGAGAAAUAUUUGAGUUAAUAACUGGAGAUCGAUUGAACUUACCGGCAAGUUUCCGUGAUUCCAUAAAUGAAUUGUUUACCCAAUUUGAAAAGGUUCAUGGCACUAAAGAUUCAAUCCAAUCAAGCACAGUUUUAAAACGCAAGGAACGAUACGAAUCGGAUAUUGCACAAGAUCCAACCGACUAUGAUUCCUGGUGGAAGUACAUAACCAUUCUACAAUCAAAUCAGAGAGUGGCUACUAUUCAAGAAGCAUUCAAGAACGCACUAUCCAACGUUCCUAAGGAUAAAUACAAGUCCAUCAAGUGGAGACGAUAUAUCAUGCUCUGGAUUAGAUUUGCAUUAUGGGAAGAAAUACAGAACGGAGACAUCGAAGCUGCUAGGACAAUAUGGGAUGAUUGUUUAAAAGUAAUCCCUCAUAAAUUAUUCACUUCCGGUAAAGUAUGGAAGGGCCUUGCCGAGUUUGAACUAAGAAAUAAUAGUACUGAAGAUAAUCUCGCAAAAGCCCGAAAGGUAUUGGGUAGAGCAAUUGGCCAAACAAGUGCUAAUGGACCAAAAAACAAUAUUUUGGAAUAUUAUAUAAAUCUUGAAACAAAAUUAGGUGAAUGGGAUAGGGUACGGUUGUUGUUUGAGAAAUGGUUGGAAAUUGCAUUAACUACAUCAACUUCUUGUCUUGAUAUAUUGAAGCAAUAUGUUGAGUUUGAACAAUCUUUGGGUGAGUACCAGCGUUGUGAAUCAAUAUUGUCUUUGUUUCUCGACUUAUCCAACAAUAAGGCUACUGCAGCCUCGUUUGAACCUGUUGACAAGUUUUUCCAUUUCUGUGUGGAAUUCUAUAAAGAUGAAAUGAAGUACGAUGAAAUUAGAAAAAUGUACCGAGACUUGUUGGAAAAGUCACCCAGUGCGUCUAAUUGGAUAUCUUUUGCUUUGUUUGAAUCAACGAUUCCCUCUAAAGAGCAGUUGGAAGAGUAUUUACAAUCUGAAGCUGACAGUUUUGAAGUUACUCUACAAGACGAGCAAAUUGAAAACACGAGAAACUUAUUUGAAGAAGCAGAAAAAUAUUUUCAAGACAAACAAGCUAACGAAGAUCGGUUGGUUGUAAUCGAAGCUUGGAAGAAUUAUGAAGAAGUUCAUGGCGACGACGAAAGCUUCGAUAGAGUGUCCAAGAAGAUUCCUACUAUUGUGAAAAAGACACGUAAUGUAGAUGGAAUUGAACAAGAGUACUUGGAUUAUGUGUUUCCAGAAGAUAAAUCGGAUGUGUCGUUCUCAGUCAAUGCAUUCUUGGCCAAUGCAAAGAAGUGGGCGGCGCAAUCCAAUGAUGUAUAG